GGGUUUUUUACGCGCACGAGCUCAUUCUAGCUUUCGUCUUAUUUACGGUCGCACGUAGUAGCACACGCAUACACAGAGCUCAGUUCCCCGAUUAAGAGUCUCUAGAAACACCACAGAUAGAGUAAGCCCACUGAAAGACAGAGAUCGUACUAAAGAUUAGACACAACACUGAUUAGUCCAUACAGUCGCUUUACCCGUGUUUAUGGUCUUUGCGUCCCUUCUCAGGGAUAACUGCGGGAAAUUACUGAUAACCGUGAACGGCAAGGGAAUAUAAUUUGGCCACUACUCAGGCUGAUUGGUGAUAAUAGAACAAAUAGAUUGCAGUGCGAAAAUAUAUUUGCAAAUAUAACGAACAGUGAAUCAGUGGGCAGAUUUUCGACGGAGAAGACACCACCUUUUUCCUGCAUGGCGGCCCAGACUCCUACUUCGUGGAUAACAUCUCUCGUGUUCCCUUCGCUUGAGGUGAUGAAGACCCCGCAGCCUCACGUAGGACCUCAGCACCCCCCUUUGGCCAACGGGCUCGUCAACGGCACCCUCAGGCACGAAAACGAGGAGAACGGCGUUCCCAACGUCAUCCUCAACGGGCACGAUCCUAAUCUGCAGAAUAACGAAGUUGGGGAUCCCGCGAGGAAUAUUCCGUUUUCUUUCCCGCCUUUGGUGAUUACUGCUAACCCGCCCAGCGCCGACCCCGCCAUAGCCGUCCGCCCCGAAGACUCAAAGAACUUGGAGAACUGCAUGAUAAAGCAUGAGUCGACGCUCGGCCACGACCGCAAGAACCUCCUCAAUGUGGACAACAACGCUGACUCGAACAGAGCCAACGGAUCGAGGCGGAUUCGGUACCUCAGCCAGAGCGAUGACACACACGAUUACCUUUUUGGUGUUCCAGAGCCCCUGGAAGCCAUGAUGGAAGUGAGGGAGAAGGGAGAAGAUGAGGAGAUGGAACUCAUGAGCAAGAAGCUUGGAGAUAUGUCGAC
This is a messenger RNA of Penaeus vannamei (Pacific white shrimp), 974 nucleotides long. Lineage: Eukaryota; Metazoa; Arthropoda; Malacostraca; Decapoda; Penaeidae. The record is from RefSeq and is a predicted model, not a curated record.